AAGACUCAUGGGAAAAUUAAAUGGCGGUAUGAAAUUUUGAAAAUAGUGGAUGCACAAAAUAAUAACUGUUUAUUGACUAAACCUUUCAUCAUUCUUAUUGUCUUUGACCACGGGGAAUCCGGAGAAACUACAUGAUCUGGUAUGCUGAAAUAUUGUGUUAUGGGACUUCGGAGUUUCUUCCUGUUCGCUGCCAAAGUAUGGAGUUUCAUAUGCUAUUGCCUUCGGAGACAAGCAAGAUCGGUGAUCCAGCACCAGACUGUACGUUAUGAAAUACUUCCUCUCUCACCCCUGUCUAAACACAGAUUAAGUAUGGUAAAAAGAAAAACAAUGAUUCUAGAUUUAGAUGAAACAUUGAUACACUCACAUCAUGAUGGUGUCUUGCGUCAAACUGUCAAACCAGGCACGCCACCUGAUUUUGUUUUAAAAGUUGUCAUUGACAGACAUCCAGUGAGAUUUUUUGUACAUAAAAGGCCACAUGUAGAUUUCUUCUUAGAAAUAGUAUCCCAAUGGUAUGACUUGGUAGUAUUUACAGCCAGUAUGGAGAUCUACGGUGCAGCAGUUGCCGACAAAUUAGACAAUGGUACCGGUGUUUUAAAAAGAAGAUAUUAUAGGCAGCAUUGUAAUCUAGACUUUGGUAGCUACACUAAAGACCUGUCUGCAAUAAGCACAGAUUUGUCAAGUGUUUUCAUAGUUGAUAACUCCCCUGGGGCCUACAGGGCAUACCCAGAUAAUGCAAUACCUAUCAAGUCUUGGUUCUCAGACCCGACAGACACAGCACUUCUCAAUCUUCUCCCGAUGUUAGAUGCUUUACGAUUCGUCUCAGACAUCAGAUCAGUUUUAAGUCGGAACCUGCAUCUACACAAACUGUGGCAGUGACAACAAUCAAAGUCUUAGAAUAUUUUUGUAAAUUAUACCAUGGAAUGAAACUGUGUUCAUGAACCAUUAAAACUAAUUUUAAGGGCUAGUUCAAUGUCAUUCUUUCAACUUAUUUCAAUUUAAAGGUAGAAAGCCUGGUUUUGUAUGAGAUAAGCAACAAUGAGUGUGCGAUGAUAUUGGAUAAGUUUAAUUAGAAAAUUGAGCUAAGAGGAAAUUGGUUUGAGCCUUUACUUUAAGUCUAGCUACAAGCCCUUGUG
Molecule: messenger RNA, 1133 nt
Organism: Owenia fusiformis
Lineage: Eukaryota; Metazoa; Annelida; Polychaeta; Sabellida; Oweniidae
Source: the annotation of a GenBank genome assembly